Molecule: messenger RNA, 909 nt
Organism: Gamsiella multidivaricata
Lineage: Eukaryota; Fungi; Mortierellomycota; Mortierellomycetes; Mortierellales; Mortierellaceae
Product: glycosyl hydrolases family 16-domain-containing protein
Exons: 2
Coding region: 1-909 (302 amino acids)
Biological process (GO): carbohydrate metabolic process
Molecular function (GO): hydrolase activity, hydrolyzing O-glycosyl compounds
Source: RefSeq, a predicted model, not a curated record
AUGAAAGCAACAUAUGCCCAUACCAUGCUUUUCGCCUCAACGAUGCAGCUGGCGACAUUAAUAUCAUCAGUAGCGGCACAGAGCGUGAAGGCUUUCAACGAUUCCCUCAGCAACCAUAAUAACUUCAUCGUCGCGAAUGGAUAUGGUCCCGAACGCUGGGGUUGUUCAUUCGUCAAGACCCAAGUGCACCAGUCUGGCGAAGGUACUACAAUCACUAUCGGCAAGGAUUCGCCCACAAAACCCUACUCCUGCGGCGAAUUGAUCUACAGACAGGCCAACAUGAGCUAUGGCACCUACUCGAUCGAAAUGAUCGCCUCCAAAACUGUGGGUCAAGUUACGUCCUUUUUCCUGAUCGCGAACGGGGACACUGAGAUCGACGUCGAACUCACAGGACUGGAUACGAAGCUUGGAUGGAUGAAUGUCUGGCACAACAAUCAGCAGAACCCGGUCUCGGUCGAGUUGCCGUUUGAUGUCUCGACAGACUGGCAUUCGUACUCAUUCGAUUGGUAUAAGGACCACAUUGUCUGGUGGGUCGAUGGAGACAUGGUGCUGAACCGAUCCGACAUCGCGACGACCCCACCAGACAGGGUCAGCUACAAGCUAGCGAUCAAUUCUUGGGCCCAGGUGCAACCUGAGGUCAAUAUUGACUGGGCGGGUAAAUUCAACUACCCACCGGAUGGUGAGGUUCCCAAGGCCCAUUUUAGGAAUAUGAAGUAUAUUCCAAGGGUAUAUGACAGCAAAGGAAACAUUGUUAGUGGCGGAGAUGACAGUAAAAGCAACGGCGCCAAUCUCGGAGGCAACAACAAGAAGAAAUCGAACGCAGAGAUCUCAAAGAGCCCAACUGGUGCAUUGGCCAUCGCCGGCAUAGGCAUGGUGGCAGUUGCCUUUGCCUUCACUAUUCUAUUUUAG